AAAGGAGGACACCUCCCCACCAAACUUACCCACUUUUCCUUUCUCUUUACCCAUCAUAGCAUAGCCCUCAUUUGAAGGGAAAGAGAGAAAGACUCAGUCUUUUUAUGCAAAUUGGUCUUCUCGGCGGCGGUGGAUUGAUUGUUCACGAUGUCAUCAUCGGAGGAGUCUUAUUCGUACCCUGAUGAGUCCGACCUCGAAUUGGGGCUUGGCCUCAGCCUUGGAGGUGGAAAGACUAAGACUAAAACCAAGCAUCCGGCGGCGGCGUGGGAUCACUAUGCAAGAAUCUUGACUGCUAAGGAUUUUGCUGGGGUGGUUUCUGACAAAACGUCGUCGUCUUCUUCGUCUUCGUCUUCGUCUUCGUCUUCCAUUACUAAAGUGAAUACUAGCGGCACCAAGAGAACUGCUGAGUCGCCCUGUUCGCCUCCCGCCCGUUCUGCAAUUAGUCAGGUUGUUGGAUGGCCUCCUGUCCGAACUUAUAGAAUGAACACUGUGUCGAACCAGGCAAAAUCGCCAGUCACUGAACAACUUUUGUCCAUUGAUGAUAAAUGUAAAAGCAAGAACGCUGAUACACCCAAUCCCAAUCAUGGAAGCUGCAAAAAUAACAAUAUUUCAAAGGAAAAAGGAUUUGUCAAAACAUCUUUGUUUGUAAAGGUGAACAUCGAUGGGGUUGCAAUCGGUAGAAAGGUUGAUCUGAAUGCUCAUACCUGCUACGAGACUUUAUCUCGGGCGUUGGAUGACAUGUUUAUGCCAAGUGCAUCAGUUGGGGGCAGAGGAUCAAAUAUGGAAAGGCAAGCUUCUGUUGCUGUUAAAAGACAACCUGUUAGAUUUCUGGAUGGUUCAUCUGACUUUGUUCUUACCUACGAGGACAAGGACGGAGAUUGGAUGCUUGUCGGAGAUGUUCCCUGGGAGAUAUUUCUGAGUUCUGUGAGGAGGCUCCGGAUCAUGAGGACGACUGAUGCCAAAGGACUUGCUCCAGGAUCUCAAGAAAGGAACAUGAGACGGCCAGUUACUCCCUUAUAGAGAACACACCCCGCCUAGACGAUCUCUCUUUAGAAGCUGGAAGCUUGAAGAUGAAGAUGUUACCCCCGUUUUGGUUUGGCUUUGCCUGAAUGAUUUUGGUCGCUUUUACAGCUUAAUACUAAUAAUAUUCCAACACACCCUUCAGCCAGGACGCCACCUGCAUCUGCACAACGCGGAUGCCCCCAUCCCUUUUUUUUCUGUUUGUAGGUAAACCAUACCAAGCAUUGCCAUUUGAUACAAUGUAAGUAUAGAAAUGGCAAGUUUGCCCAUUUUCUUUUCUCGUGUUGCACUCACCAACUGCUACAUUCCCACCUGGUUUAAAGAAGGGAAAAAUAUGUAUAUCAUUUGCUUUUGCACAA
This is a messenger RNA of Salvia hispanica, 1379 nucleotides long. RefSeq names its product auxin-responsive protein IAA13-like. The record is from RefSeq and is a predicted model, not a curated record. Gene Ontology annotation, biological process: regulation of DNA-templated transcription. Gene Ontology annotation, cellular component: nucleus. Lineage: Eukaryota; Viridiplantae; Streptophyta; Magnoliopsida; Lamiales; Lamiaceae.